AUGGCGUCACCGACCCCGAACAGCCUCCCCUCCCUCUCCAUCGACCCCACGGCGCCGCACCAGCACACCCACACCGUCGUCUUCCUGCACGGCCGCGGCGACACGGCACGGGACUUCGCCGCCACCGUGGGCUCCCUGCCCGACUCACGGGGCCGCAGGCUAGGCAACGUCUUCCCGACCUUCCGGUGGGUGUUCCCGCAGGCGCCGACACGGUCACUUGCCGCGGACCCGCGCACCAGCUGGCCGCAGUGGUUCGACGUAUGGAACACGCGCGACUCCAGCGACAACGAAGCGUUACAGGCCCCCGGACUGCGCGAAAGCGUGCCACUCGUGCGCGACAUCCUGGCCGCCGAGGCAGCUCGGCUCGGCGGGCGCUGGGAUCGCGUCGUGCUGGCGGGCAUCAGCAUGGGCGCUGCGACGGGCGCACACGUGCUACUCAACCUGGACGUGCCGGCUCAGGGUGGGAGGAGGCUCGGUGCUUUUCUGGGGUUCUCGUGUCGAUGCCCGUUUGUCGGGCGCAGCCUGGAGGAGAUGAGGCAGGUGCUCGGCAUCGCGGACGGGGUGCCGGAGCACAGCGAGGUCGUCUGCCGGACGCCCGUGCUGCUUGAGCACUGCGUCGAUGACCCGUUGGUCUUGCUGCGGAAUGGUCACGGCAUGCGGGAGACGCUGCGCGGAUUCGGGGCUCAGGUUGAGUGGCGAGAGUAUCCCAGCGGAGGACAUUGGUUCAACGCGCCGGCUGGCGUGGAUGAUGCUAUCGCCUUCUUGACAGAACAUGUGCUGGAGACACCAGCGAUGCUAGGGAUGCCGCUUCGGCGGUGCCGCAAGCUUCGUCCGACACCAUAG
This is a messenger RNA of Anthostomella pinea, 843 nucleotides long. The record is from the annotation of a GenBank genome assembly. Lineage: Eukaryota; Fungi; Ascomycota; Sordariomycetes; Xylariales; Xylariaceae.